Messenger RNA from Lachnellula hyalina, 1440 nucleotides. RefSeq lists its product as uncharacterized. The coding region runs from base 1 to 1440 and encodes 479 amino acids. The transcript is spliced from 3 exons. The record is from RefSeq and is a predicted model, not a curated record. NCBI's taxonomy places the organism in Eukaryota, Fungi, Ascomycota, Leotiomycetes, Helotiales, Lachnaceae.
AUGCCUCUCCCACCCCCAGAAACCCCAGCGGUCGCUGCCUCGAUUUGCAUCGAUGACAAAACAUAUCCAGUUAUCGAAAUUAGAAGUACCGGAGACGUAAUACUCGACGUAUCCUUCGAAAACUCAAAUGCCUGCACCAAGUCUAUUCCGGCGAAAAUAUCCAAGUCUCCAAUACCUUCUCGAAUAUUUUACCGUGUACGGCUUGAGACACUGAAGAAGAGCUCAAAGUACUUCCAGCAUCUACUCGGAUCCACAUUUGCAGAAGGGGUGGCUAUUGCAGACACAUUUGCACAACUCGCCAAAUCGAAUCUGAACCCAUCGGAAGUGGAAACGGAGAAACUUCCUCGUAUAAAGAUUAUAGAGGAAGAUGUCGCCACCAAAACUAUCGGAAGGGAGACUAUCUUCUGCGAUAUGCUCCGCAUAAUUCAUGGUGCUGAGCACAUCACAAAGCCUUUUACGUUGAACUGCCUUGCGGUCCUCGUUGUAAUGGCCGACAGAUACAAUACUUUGCCAUCUAUUGCUCGCUAUGUGCAGAAGACGUUUAUGAACUUCAAAUAUCCAGUAACAUUGGACAAAAAGGCCGAAGAGACUCUUCGCCAGAAGAUUCUCAUUUUCUACCAUACAGAUCAGGCCUUGCGGUUUGCUUCAGCCUCAAAGGAACUCAUUCUAAGGGGCUCGUCGAGAUGGGUCGGUGCCGAUGAAACGACAACCGACUUCCAAACCGCAUGGUGGGACCUGCCUGAUGGACUGGAAUCUGAACUCGCUCACCGACGAGCGUGUGUUCUUCGAACCAUAGCCUCGGUUCAAACUCAAUGUUUAGGUCUAUACGCCUCAAAAGACAGACAAUGUCAGCUGGGGUAUGACAGCAGCGCAGCUUGUGACUCCUUCCAGCUCGGCGAAAUGAUCAAAUUUCUUACAAAGAAAGACCUCCUUUCUCUCGUCCCAUUCCAAGCUGUCUCUCCUGAAGACCAUGAAUAUAUUUGGCCGGACGCCUAUUCCGGAGACAUAGAGAACCUCAUAGGUCUCCUGCGUCAAUGCCCCAGCUACCAGAUCAACCAAUACCAUUCUUACUGCGGUCUCCGAACAAAACUCCUCCCAGCUCUCGACUACAUUAAAAGCUGUAUCGAGACUGGAGUUGGUAUUAAAUUCGGCCGUUCCAAAAGCGAUUGGGUUAACGAAUCGUGGAGCACAAGCAGUUCCACGGCUUCCAAGAAUUCGUUCUGGGUUGGUGGUGGUAAUGGUGAUGAGGUGGACGUGGCAGGUGGGAAGCCGAACACCUUUGAUUUCUCAUCGGUGAAAUCUAGAGCUGCUUGGGGAAGCAACGAUCUUGGGGCUGAUAAAUCUGCAAAAGCACUAUUUACGGCCGAAAAUUGGAGUUGGAUAAGGGAACAGGAAAGUGAGAAUAAAAUGCUCAAAUCCACUCCCCGGAUGGGGUAUUAG